AAAACAUCCCGGCCGCGAAGGUCCUGGCAGAUGAGCAAAUGACCCUUUCAUCUUCCAACCGUAAUUACCUCUUUGAUUAAUGAAUUCAAUGACGGGACCAACAUCUGCCUAAUUCUAUCCCGGAGACAGACAAAGAUAUACUGAAUCCUUGAUUCGCUCGUAGUAGCCAUCAUGUUGGCGGCGCAUCGCGACCAAGAGAACCUGGUCGUUAGCCAGCAAGUUCCAACCAAACAGCAACACAAUACACGAUUUCCAAAAACGCCAUCUCGAUUUCCUCAGCAUGACGAGAAUGCUCCCACUGCCUUUACUGGCAAGACCGGAUUGGGUGGAGUGAAGACGAUCAACAAAGGCAAUGGAACACGACAGGCCAUGGUUACCCCAAUGGGUACCCAGAAUCGAGCUCCUCUGGGCAACAAGACCACCAAUGCCAAGGCUAAGAACGGGCAACUUGGUGGUGUUAAGAACAUCAUCCAGGGUAUUGAGCAAACGCAACUCAAGCCAACGGCACAGAAGCCCAAGCAGCGACCAGUGGAUCUUGCACCUCUCGAAAUCCGACUCAAGGAAGAACAGAAGCCCAUCGAGCCACAGGAAGAAGAACCUGAAUAUGCCCCGCCAAAGCCCAAGGAUCUCCCAUACGAAUCGGACUGCUUUCCCAAGGAUAUGCUGACCCUCGAGGGCUUGAAGAAGGAAAAUAUUCUGAAGGGAUACUAUCAGCAUUUCUACAAUCCAGUCGAUGAUGAUGGAGUUUCUCGACAGGACAGGGAGUUUGCAGAGACAAUGAAGAAGGUUGCUGCCAAGGCGGAGGAGAGAAAUAAGCAAGAGAGAGCUGCUUUGACCUUCAACAUUGACGAUCUUUCGGACACCGAAGUGCAGAUCAAGGCACCAGCACCAACGGGUACUAUUGCGGACUCGGGGCGGAAGGUCACAGGCAUCCGAACCAAGCAGCCUUCAAGUCUGGCAUCAAGGCGCGCUGCCUCUGCUUUGUCCAUCCACUCAGACGCCAGUAGCAACAGCAAGGCUUCGAGUGUGGCACGAACAACGAAGAUUCGAAAGCCUCUCACUUCUUUGUAUCAGAGCAAAAAGCCUGUCGCCAGAAGUGUGGUGCCUGCCAAGACAUCGCCUGCAGAGAGUGCUACUGGCGUUGCUGCAUCACGAACCACUAUCGGCUACAACCGGGGUAGAUCAGCAUCCUCAGUGGUCAACGCUCAACGUCGCGGGACUACCGCACCUGUUGGAACACAGCGUGCUGUCAAGCCCGUCGAGACAGUCAACUCUCUUCAGUCUGAUCUUACUAUUACCCCAACUCGUCUCCGUCAGGCGGUAAAGCAGCAGGAGGAAACCAAGCCGAGACCUCAGUUCAUGUCUAUCUUCGAUGAGGAUGGAGAUGAUGAUGAUCUCCCACCUCUGAGCCAACCGCUUGACAUCUCUGACGAUGAAGAGGAGGAGUUUGAGCUGAAGCUGAACUUCUAGGCCAUCAUCUUGUACUGUAAAAAUAUUUGGCGUUUGGGAAGAAGCUUGUCGUGAUCUUAACAUGGGACGAGACGGAGUUUGGAAGGUUCUGAAUUGAGAGGUCACAAUGGCUGUGCUUUUUUUAUAUUUGUAUGCCAGAUGGUUCAUGUCGAAGUAUUAGCUGCACCUAGCAAAUAUUGACAUGAAUAAAUUUGUUAGUAAUGACUUAACCUGAC
Molecule: messenger RNA, 1685 nt
Organism: Fusarium oxysporum Fo47
Lineage: Eukaryota; Fungi; Ascomycota; Sordariomycetes; Hypocreales; Nectriaceae
Exons: 2
Coding region: 172-1470 (432 amino acids)
Source: RefSeq, a predicted model, not a curated record